Eruca vesicaria subsp. sativa (arugula) is the source of this 1584-nucleotide messenger RNA. NCBI's taxonomy places the organism in Eukaryota, Viridiplantae, Streptophyta, Magnoliopsida, Brassicales, Brassicaceae. The record is from the annotation of a GenBank genome assembly.
AUGGCUGACGAAGAAGCCAAAGCUCUAGGAAACGCCGCCUUCUCCUCCGGCGACUUCCCCACCGCCAUACUCCACUACACCACCGCCAUCUCCCUAUCCCCAACCAACCACCUCCUCUUCUCAAACCGCUCCGCCGCUCACGCCUCUCUCCGCAACUACACCGACGCUCUCUCCGACGCCAAGAAAACCGUGGAACUCAAACCUGAUUGGUCCAAAGGCUACAUCAGCCUCGGAGCCGCUCACUUAGGGCUAAACCACUUCAAAGAAGCCGUCGCGGCUUACCACAAAGGGCUUCAGAUCGAUCCCAGCAACGAGGCGUUGAGAUCAGGAUUAGCCGAUGCUCGAGAUUCCGCUAUUCGCGAGGCCUUCAAAGGGGAAGAGAUGUGGACUAAGCUUAGGUUAGAUCCUUCGACGAGAGGCUUUCUGAAACAGCCUGAUUACGUGAAGAUGACGCAAGAGAUUCAGAAGAACCCUAGAAAUCUCAGUUCUUACGUGAAUGAUCAGAGAGUGAGGCAAUCUGUUGGAGUUUUAUUGAAUUUUAAGGGCAGAGGAGACAAGAAGGAGAAGAAGCAAGAGAUGAAGGAGAGAGCUGAAACGGAGAAAAUAUUAGGGACCACUGCGUUUAAGAACAGUGAAUUCGAAGCUGCGAUUCAGCAUUACUCUAAAGCUAUUGAGUUUGAUGAUGAAGACAUCUCUUAUAUCACGAACCGUGCAGCUGUUUAUCUUCAAAUCGAAAAGUACAACGAGUGUAUAGAGGAUUGUGACAAGGCGGUUGAGAGAGGUAGCGAGCUAGGAUCAGAUUACAACAAGAUCAUGGUAGCUAGAGCUUUAACUAGGAAAGGAACUGCUUUUACCAAGAUGGCGAAAUGCUCUAAAGACUAUGAUCCUGCUUUUGAAGCUUACCAAAGAGCUCUUACAGUGCAUCGUAAUUCUGAAACGUCGAGUAAGCUUCACCAAGCUGAAAGUGCAAAGAAAGAAUGGGAGAGGCAGGAGUAUAUUGAUCCCAAGAUUGGUGAUGAAGAGCGUGAGAAAGGUAAUGAGUUAUUUAAUAAGAAGAAGUAUCCUGAUGCGAUAAAGCAGUACACUGAAGCUAUCAAAAGGAAUCCGAAAGAUCAUAAGGCAUAUAGCAACCGAGCUGCUUGUUACGUUAAGCUUCGUGCUAUGCCGAAUGGACUAGAAGAUGCAGAAAAAUGUAUUGAGAUUGAACCAAAGUUCUCUGGAGGAUACUUCAUAAAAGCUGAAGUUGAGUUCUACUUAAAUGAGUAUGACAAUGCGAUGAAAACAUACCUAGAAGGUCUUAAACAUGAUCCUAACAACCAAGAACUUCUGGAUGGUGUUACAAGCUGUAUACAAAAAGUUAACGAGGCUAAACGUGGUGGUCUUACUCCUGAGGAAUUGAAAGAGAAACGGGCAAAGGGGAUGGAAGACCCAGAAAUCCAAAGCAUCCUCACAGAUCCUGUGAUAAGACAGGUAAUGUCCGAUCUUGAAGAGAAUCCGAGCGCAGCAAAGAAACAAAUGGAGAACACAGAGAUUAUGAGCAAGAUUCAAAAGCUUAUUAGCGCCAGGAUAGUCCAGAUGAAAUAG